Messenger RNA from Lottia gigantea (owl limpet), 1219 nucleotides. RefSeq lists its product as hypothetical. Gene Ontology annotation, biological process: protein phosphorylation. NCBI's taxonomy places the organism in Eukaryota, Metazoa, Mollusca, Gastropoda, Lottiidae. The transcript has 11 exons. Gene Ontology annotation, molecular function: protein serine/threonine kinase activator activity; protein kinase activity; ATP binding. The annotation marks the transcript as partial. The record is from RefSeq and is a predicted model, not a curated record.
AAACAGACUAUUGAAUAAACAACUCAAUAAUUUCCCAAAGAUUAUAUCAAUAAUUUCUUUUUAUUAACAGGCCUACUGUUCUCACGAUUUUUUUUAUGAUAGUUGCUAAUCUUGGUCUAUCAGUUUCCAGAUGUCAUUUUUGCCAAAUGAAAAGGCUGAAGUAAUUAAUAAAUCAGAUGGAAUGUCAUUAUCAGAGAGUAAUUCUACAGCUGGUCUAGAGUUUGAACCUAUAUCAUCAUGUUAUGAAGUUUACUCUGUUAUAGGAAAAGGACAUAAUGAUGCUGCUAGUAUAUCAUUAGCUAAGCACCUAUCAUCAGGACAUCAUGUAGCUAUUAAACGUAUUGGCUUAGAAACACCAGGUUUAGAUUACAAUGCACUUCAGAAUGAGAUCGUGUUGUGUCAACAGUUAAAUCAUCCCAAGAUUAUACCCCAUUAUUGUAAUUUCAUGCAUUGUCAAGAAUUAUGGACUGUUAUGCCACUAAUGGCUUUUGGUUCUAGUCGUGAUCUAAUACAUGCUUAUUUUUCUACUGGUCUACCAGAAUCAGCUAUAGCCUAUAUAUUACGUGAUAUUUUACAAGCUUUAGAAUAUCUUCACAGUAGAGGAAUUAUACAUAGGUCUAUUAAAGCAGCCCAUAUAUUGAUAGGAGCUAGUGGUAAAGUCUGUUUAUCAGGUUUACAGUAUGCUUACUCUAUGAUACAGGGAGGUAAAAAAUACAAACUAGUCCAUGAUUAUCCUGAAAAUGCUGUCCAAUGUCUACAAUGGUUUAGUCCAGAAAUAUUGAAACAGAAUCUAGCUGGAUAUGAUACUAAGUCAGAUAUAUAUAGUCUAGGUAUAACAGCUUGUGAGUUAGGUAAUGGACAGACACCUUUCUCAGAUAUGCCAGCUACACAGAUGUUAUUAGAAAAGUUGAAUGGAACUAAACCAAUAUUAGCAGAUUCUACAUUUAUCCUUCUCUUUAACUUUACAAAAACCUAUAGCUCACUCUUGAUAUCAUAUUUUUCAGGUCAGACAGUUUCAGAUGAAACAAAAGCAGAUAAUGCCAUAUUUAAGAGAACAUUUUCUCAACAUUUCCAUAAUUUUGUUUCUCUUUGCCUUGAGAAAGAUCCCAAACUAAGACCAACAGCAUCAGCAUUAUUAAAUCAUCCUUUCUUUAAGAAGUUAAAUAAGAGAACAUGUGAUAUUUUACCUGGAUUACUACAUCCUGUUACACCUUUAACU